AGUUUUCUUUCGAGAAACAGUUUGUAAAUAUCAGUCCUGCGAUUGGUUUCCAAGACCUCUCCUCCGCCUCCCCCCGGGGCGCCUGCUCUCAUGUUCGUUACCUGGUUACUGCCUAGCGAUGGCGUAGGAAGUACUGUAGUUGUGAGUCGAGCGAGCACUGGCAGUGGCAGACUGAGACGUGUAGGAUACCGAUAAGGAGUUGCAUACAUGCAAUGCAAGUCGAACAUCCCAAGCCAAAAUCGUGGACGACCAUCUCUUUAGAUAAAGUAAACGAGCAGACAUACGCACCUGCGUUGAUUCAAUGACUUUUUACAAUAGCAUAUUACUACCAAGUACAAUUGACUAUAUUGUAUUAGAUUGCACGGCAUUCGUUCUCCGCAUGUAGUCUACUUUUGUAUCGCUGCUUGACAUCUUCUGGAUUGGAGCUUCAACUGUUUCAUGCAAGGAAAAUCAAUGCAGCCCUGAAGUGGAUAAACAUCAUUUGAAGUGGAUAUCGUGGACGUCAUCACCAUACCACCAAGGUCUACAGUAGGCACACAAAAAAGGACGCCAUGGAUUACAACUCCGUCUACCCUUUCAGCAACGCCUACGCCUUGGACAACGGUUCUCUAGUGAGCCUGUCCACCGACCUUCCCCUCUACCUGCCUCUCUUCAACGACACGCUCAACGGCAGCAGCAGUGCCGGCGACUGCAACAGCAACCACAAUGGCAGCAGCGGCGCUUGCCCGCCUCCCCCGUCGCCCGGGGUGCUCAUCCCCCUCAUCUACAUCGUGGUGUGCAUCAUCGGGCUGGGCGGCAACACGCUGGUCAUCCACAUCGUGCUGCACUACUCCAAGACCGAGUCGGUCACCAACAUCUACAUCCUGAACCUGGCCAUCGCCGACGAGCUGUUCAUGCUGGGCCUACCCUUCCUGGCCGUGCAGGGCGCGCUCAACUCCUGGCCCUUCGGCUCGCUCAUGUGCCGCGUGAUGAUGACGGUGGACGCCAUCAACCACUUCACCAGCAUCUUCUGCCUGACGGUGAUGAGCAUCGACCGCUACCUGGCCGUGGUGCACCCCAUACGCUCCUCGCGCUGGCGCCGGCCGCAGGUGGCCAAGGUGGUGAACGCCGUGGUGUGGCUGCUAUCCUUCGCGGUGGUGCUGCCGGUGGUGAUCUUCGCCGGGCUGCUGCGGGGCAACUGCAACAUCAACUGGCCGCAGCCGGAGAGCGCCUGGCGGGCCGGCUUCAUCAUCUUCACCUCCAUCGUGGGCUUCUUCCUGCCACUCCUGGUCAUCAGCCUCUGCUACCUGCUCAUCGUGGUCAAGAUACGCAGCUCCGGCAAGAAGGUGCACGCCACGUCCACUAAGCGCCGCAAGUCGGAGCGCAAGGUGACACGCAUGGUGGUGAUCGUGGUGGCCGUCUUCUUCUUCUGCUGGCUGCCCUUCUAUGCCCUCAACAUCCUCAACCUCAUCAUCCAGCUGCCGCCCGAGCCCAAGGGCCUCUACUACUUCAUGGUGGUGCUGGCCUACACCAACAGCUGUGCCAACCCCAUCAUCUAUGGCUUCAUGUCCGACAACUUCAAGCGGGGCUUCCGGAAGGCACUGUGCCGCUCCUCGCGCCGCGUGGACAACCACGACCCCGGCAACGGCAACGACAACAACGGCCGGCAGCAGGGGCAGGACAGCACCCAGCAGAACACAGACGAAGAUCAGCAACAGCAGCAGCAGCAGCAGCAGCAGCGGCGGCACGUGCUGAUGCCCAGGGAGAGCCUGCGCAGGGCCGUCAGGGGCGGCCUCGCCGACGAAGAGGAGGAGUACGACGACGACGAAGAGCUGACCAACCCCACGGAGAUGACGGAGAUCUGCAACAUCACCCAGAACGGCAACGGCAACGCCAAUGUCAGCCGGCAGCAGGAGGAGAGCUGUUGCGCGCUGCUCUCCGACAAGGUGUCGGCCACCGAGGUGCAGGAGUUUCUGUCCCCGGAAAGGAGGGGGGUGGCGGGGCAGGAUAUUGCCGGGAAAGCCCCAGGCUUCAGGCCUCUGGUGGCGGCUGCGCCAGGCUUACUUAAUGGAGCUAAAAACGGAAGUGUCAAACCACUGCCAGAGGAGCCGGUGGAGAAGAACCCUCUGCUGGAGAUCAGCUAUCUGUAGGCAGAGGCACCAGACUCACGGCGUGUGACUUCUUUUUUCUUUUAAGAUCUUUUUUGUGGUCUUUUUCGAUUUUAUUUGAUAGGACAGUGUAAGAGGUGGACAGGAAGCGAAUUGGGAGAGAGACGGGGAGGGGUCGGCAAAGGACCCGGGCCGGGACAUGGCAGGCAAAUGCCCUACCGGUUGGCCAGCAUGUGACUUCUUAUACUUCAACCUUUAUUCAGAUAGGACGAUGAAGAUGGAGGCAGGUAACGAGUGGGAGAGAAAGAUGGGGAAGAGUUGAGCCAUGACCCUGACUGAACCCUGAACCUCUGAAAUGUAUUUAGUCUUAGUUAUUUGAACUCCUCCUUCUUCAGCAGACUUGGCCCUCAGCAGAUUUUUGACCGCUCAUAUCGCUAGGUAAUCACCAACCAAAAACAGACUGUUUUGAGGUGAGCAGUGUUCAUGUCGAGGUUGGAAGUUACAACCAGACGGAUUUCUGGACUAUCGCAUCCUGUACAUACAACUGUGAACAUUGCGAUUUGACUUCAAAAAUAGUGUGACAGAACUGAGCAACGCACAGAGUACUGAAAACACACAGUGAGGUGUGAGUGUGUGUGUGUAUAGCACAAUGCUUGUGCCUUUAUCUAGUGUUCAGCCACUUACCCAAAGCUGUCACUCCACGUACAUAGGUGGGCAUGUCAGUGUUCUCAGGUACAUUAAAUUAAGACGAGAAGAGAUGUAUUGGUGGUGGUGGUGGGAUUGCAGUGUUAAUCAAGACGAAGUGCUCACACAAUCACAAUCCUUUCUCCCGUUGUGCCACUUUCUACAGAGAGGAAGACGUGUCCAGCUGAAACACGCCAUGGUACACAUGUCUAUCUUAACAAACGCUAGCAAACCAAAACAUCAUGUGUGACAUCAAUGUUUUUUUUAAUGAAUGCUCUACACUACAGUCCCUAAUCCCUACAGAGACUCGUGAAUGCAUUUUUUUGCCAUUUCGUUUUUGCUUCUCGUGGCUGUAGCGGAGGUAAGCACGAGCAGGGAAGCCGACAGGGGGAGACAAUGGGGACAGUAAACCCGGGCCCAGUUACAGAAGGGGCCCGACCAGAAUUGGGUCUUAAUUACAUUGUAUAUAUUGGGUGGGGGGGCCCUUUUAGAUGACUUUGUCCCGGGCCCAGCUAGAGCUGUCAGCAGCCCUGAGCACAAGGCAGGCAGGCAGGCAAUCAACGGAGA
Molecule: messenger RNA, 3338 nt
Organism: Engraulis encrasicolus (European anchovy)
Lineage: Eukaryota; Metazoa; Chordata; Actinopteri; Clupeiformes; Engraulidae
Product: somatostatin receptor type 5-like
Exons: 6
Coding region: 552-2129 (525 amino acids)
Biological process (GO): neuropeptide signaling pathway
Cellular component (GO): neuron projection; plasma membrane
Molecular function (GO): neuropeptide binding; somatostatin receptor activity
Source: RefSeq, a predicted model, not a curated record